Drosophila simulans is the source of this 1077-nucleotide messenger RNA. RefSeq lists its product as uncharacterized. The record is from RefSeq and is a predicted model, not a curated record. The transcript has 2 exons. Bases 8 to 613 code for a protein of 201 amino acids. Lineage: Eukaryota; Metazoa; Arthropoda; Insecta; Diptera; Drosophilidae.
GGAGCGCAUGGUGCAGUGCGUCAAGAGAGUACUGCGUCAUACCCUGAAGGAAGUUGCACCGAGGGACCAUGUAUUGGAGAGUUUCCUGAUUGAGGCGGAGAAUAUUGUAAACUCGCGUCCGCUCACCCACUUGCCUGUGGAUGCGGACCAGGAGGCGCCGUUGACGCCAAACGAUCUACUCAAGGGAGUAGCCAAUCUGCCGGAUACGCCUGGAUUGGAUGCGGAGCUGCCCAAGGAGGGUUCUACGAGAAAGCAGUGGAGGAUUGCUCGCCUGCUACGAGACCGUUUCUGGAGGAGGUGGGUCCUGGAGUACCUGCCUACGCUUGUGCGCCGCGAGAAGUGGUGCCGCCGAACGGAGCCCAUCCACCAGGGUGAUAUGGUCUUCGUCUGCGAUCCUGCCUUGGCCCGACGAGAGUGGCGCAAGGGCAUCGUGGAGGAGAUCUACAGCGGAGCCGAUGGAGUCGUCAGACGCGCUAAGGUGCGCGUGAACGACAACGGCCUACCUAGGACAAUGAUGCGACCCGUCUCUAAACUUGCAGUUUUGGAUUUGAGUGAAGCGGUUCUUCACGGGGUCGGGGAUGUCGCGGAUCGUAUAUUGUUAUCGAUAGGCUAGUAUUUUUGAGAAGUCCGAAUGUGGAAGGAUUUGUAAGCCCAUAUGUGUCUGGGCACAUUGUUUUUCGCCAUUGUAAGUUGCCGGGAAAAUUUAGCUUUUCAUUGUCGUGUAAGAGUUGGAGGACACACUGCGAAUAAAACGCUUUCUACUACCACGGAUUAGUCUGCCCUUUCUUUCGGGAACCAAUGCGUGGGGUAGCCGUUUAAGGCAACUCCUUGACGCACGACGACAAUUAGUAGAGAAAAAACUUAAGCUAAAAUGUUUACAAGAAUGUGCUGUGUUCUCAUUGUCCGAAAUGCUGCUGCGGCAGUUCUAGUUUUGUUUACCAGAACUGUCGCAAUCGACAUCCUGUCCACUGCUACGUCAGCAUUGACGUAGAAUGCAGUGUCCCCCAUGUGGCUUAGCCAGCUCUCUCGUCAUGCCGAGGGGCAAUCUAACUACAGACGGGAAGAACACGACGGGCU